AUGUAUGUGAAGAAGUUAGUGCUUGAUGGCUUCAAGUCCUAUGGCCGGCGCACUGAAAUCGAAGGAUUCGAUCCAGAAUUUACGGCCAUAACAGGUCUAAACGGUUCAGGCAAAUCAAAUAUUCUGGACUCGAUUUGUUUUGUGCUUGGCAUCAGCAAUUUGCAAAAUGUGCGUGCAUCUGCGCUGCAAGAUUUGGUCUAUAAGAAUGGCCAAGCGGGCAUCACGAAGGCAACGGUCACAAUCGUAUUCGAUAAUACAAAUGCACAGCAAUGUCCGCCGGGAUAUGAGAAGUGCCGCGAGAUCUCGGUGACACGUCAAGUGGUUGUUGGUGGCAAGAAUAAGUUUCUGAUCAAUGGCAAGCUGGUGCAGAACAAGAAGGUUCAAGACUUCUUCUGCUCCAUGCAGCUCAAUGUCAACAAUCCGAAUUUUUUGAUUAUGCAGGGCAAGAUUCAACAAGUGCUGAACAUGAAGCCCAAGGAGUGCUGGCGCGAUAUGCGUUUGACGACCCGAAAGAAAUUGGCGGAGCUAAAGCGUUGCCAGCUGUCCGGUGGGUCGCCGCCACCGGGCAUUGAGCUGAACCAGGAGGAUAACGACAUAAUUGAYAUAGUGGGCACUGAGUACUUUUACGAGGAAAUGAACGGGGAGCUGAAGCCGGAGAACUUUAUGACUGGCUUCGACUACGUGCCGGAGCACUUUUGCGAUGCCAUACUGACGGCUGCUGCUGGCCAGCAGCAGCAGCAGCACAUGCAACACCCAAAGGAUCCCCAGUCSCACAGUGCYCAGCAGCCGCAGGAUCAUCACACCAAUGAUGGCGAGACAAACGAUGCGCCAGGCUCCUCGAACGGUGGCUCCUACCAGGGUCAGAACGUGACCCAGCUGCAGUCGCAUAAUGGGGGCGGAGGUGGCGAGCACAGCAAUGGCAACAGCACGCAGCCGCAUCCUGGCAUGCCCCAGCAUCCGGCCUUUCAUGGUGGCCUGCAUCCGCAUCUGUUGCGGCGGCAACACACAAAUGCGUCACUGCAGCGGGAGUCGCCGUUUGAGGAGAAGCUGCUGCAGUUCAUGCAAGAUGCGUUUCCCAAGAAGAGCAAAAAGCGCAAGCAGCGUGAUCCGGAUAAGCUGUUCCUCCUCUCGCUGUACGAGGAGAUCAAGCGAGUGCCAGAGGAAAUACGGCUGGAUGUGAAGUCUGAGCUGAUGCAAAUCCUAAAGAAGUACCAAAAGAAGUCACCAGUCAAGGCGGAGAAGUCCUCGGCCUCAACCUCCUCAGCUGCCAAGCAGAGCAGCAACAGCAGCAGCAGCUCCGCGUCCGCCCAUCUGUCGCACAGCAUGUAUCAGCUGCAAAAGAAGUACGAGAAGGGCGAGAAGGAAGCGUCGCCGCAGUCACAGGUCGAUCCGGUGCCAUUGCAUGCCCCACAGCAGAUGCCACUGUUUCAGCUGCAGAAGAAGUACGAGGAGAACGCCGAGAAGGUGCAUCAGCAGCAGAGUGAGCAGCGCAAGCUGGAGGCUGCCCAUCAGCAGCAGCACGCCGCUCACCAGCAGCCCCCGCCGCCACCCAAUGAGCAGCACUUGCAUCAUCCUCAGAUGACGCACAAUAUCAUGUUCCCGCUGGCCCAGUUGCGCAGCGAACAGCCGCCGGCGCAGCAUCACGCCCAUAAUCCACACCAGCAGCAGCAGCAACAACAACAACAACAGCAUCCCCACCAGCAACAGCAGCAGCAGCAGGCCCAACAGCACCAUCCGCCGACGAUCUUUGGCAGUGCCGCCAGUGCCGCAGCGAUGAGCACAGACCGCCCAGCGAUGUCCUACGAGAAUGUCGGGUGAAUGUUGAGCCGUCUGUGGGAAGCCACUUGUGGAGCGCGCCCUUCGACGGUGUCCCCCACGACGGCAGACGCGCACAACUGUUAGCACCAAGCUAAAUAGCAACUAGCUAC
Drosophila arizonae is the source of this 1928-nucleotide messenger RNA. RefSeq names its product structural maintenance of chromosomes 2 (gene SMC2). Gene Ontology annotation, cellular component: chromosome. Gene Ontology annotation, biological process: chromosome organization. Lineage: Eukaryota; Metazoa; Arthropoda; Insecta; Diptera; Drosophilidae. Gene Ontology annotation, molecular function: ATP binding; protein binding; ATP hydrolysis activity. The record is from RefSeq and is a predicted model, not a curated record.